GCUUUUCGCAAAAAUAAAAUAUUUUGUGAAAGAUUUUCAAUUAUAAAUUAUAAAAUGAAAUAUCUUGCUAUUUUAACAGUUCUUUUAAUUUUCAAGGUACAUGAGAUUAAUGCUACCUCUGUUACAAUUCCUGGCUAUACUUAUUGGAUUAAGUGUCUUACGACUGAUCAAACUAAAUCAUCUACUCAAAUAAGUUAUGAUAUUACUUCGAAAAAUAUUACUAAUGUACUUCAAUAUAUAGCCAUUACAUAUAGUGGAACAACCCCAUCAACAUAUUCAGCACCUACCAGUAUAGAUAUGAGUGGAUUCGGAUAUAAGUACUCUUAUCUUCAACAUGUUUCGAUCUUGGAUGCUGUCUUAUCGUCUUAUUCUGGUCCCACAUUCACUGUUUCUAAUUCAGCUACUCCUGUUGAUUUUGGCGGUUUUUUUGCGUAUUUAUUAGAUAAUUCUCGUAGUCCAACUGCUGACCCACUUUGCGGAUCUACGACUUCUUUUGUUGGAUCGUGUACUCAGCAAAAAACUGAUUUAAAUUCUGAUUGGUGCCUUUUAAUAGGAAACUUUUUUGUAAGCCAAUCCGUUAAUUUUGAUAUUUCAUAUCAAACGUAUGAUGUUCUUGGCAAUCCUUCCACCACCUCCUCUCCUAAUUCGUCUCCUAGUUCUUCUUCUAGUAGUAAUAAUUCUCCCCUUAAUUCAACUACAUCUACUAGUAGUUCUACAUCUAAAACUACAUCUACUAGCAGUUCUACUUCUACUGGAAUGUCUAAAAUUAUUGAAACCAAUAUUAUAACAUCAAGUAUUUGUGGUAUUCUUGUUUGGUUAAUAUUCAUGUUUUGUGUGUGA
This is a messenger RNA of Dentiscutata erythropus, 840 nucleotides long. The record is from the annotation of a GenBank genome assembly. NCBI's taxonomy places the organism in Eukaryota, Fungi, Glomeromycota, Glomeromycetes, Diversisporales, Gigasporaceae.